Peromyscus eremicus (cactus mouse) is the source of this 4140-nucleotide messenger RNA. It is a transcript of the gene Tbc1d32, whose product is annotated as TBC1 domain family member 32. The coding region runs from base 79 to 3978 and encodes 1299 amino acids. The transcript has 33 exons. Gene Ontology annotation, biological process: non-motile cilium assembly. The record is from RefSeq and is a predicted model, not a curated record. NCBI's taxonomy places the organism in Eukaryota, Metazoa, Chordata, Mammalia, Rodentia, Cricetidae.
CGGGUCGCGCGUGCGCAGUGGUGUGUGUUGGUGACGACCCCCGCGGCCGUGGGUGCCGAGGUGUGACCGCUGCACAGAAUGGCCCAUUUCUCCAGCGAGGAUGAGGGGAUGCUGCAGGCGAUGCUCCGGCAGCUGUUCCAGAGCGUGAAGGAGAAAAUCACCGGCGCUCCCUCCUUGGAGUGCGCAGAGGAGAUCCUCUUGCGGCUGGAGGAAACUGACGAAAAUUUCCACAACUAUGAAUUUGUGAAAUACCUUAGACAGCACAUAUGUAACACAUUGGGGUCUAUGAUUGAAGAAGAAAUGGAAAAGUGCACAUCUGAUCAGAAUCAGGGUGAGGAAUCUGGUUAUGACACUGUGGUACAGCAUGUUACCAAGAGAACCCAGGAGUCGAAAGAGUAUAAGGACAUGAUGCACUCCCUGAAGACCAUCAUGAUGGUGGUGGUGGAGUCAAUGAUCAACAAGUUUGAAGACGAUGAGACGCGGAGUGAGGACAGACAGAGGAAGAUGGAGAAGGACACGAGCGGCAGCUGCUGUACGGACAAUUGCUCCGACAGUGACUCCUCCUUCAACCAGAGUUACAAAUUCUGUCAAGGAAAACUACAGCUGAUUUUAGAUCAGUUGGAUCCUGGGCAACCUAAAGAGGUGAGAUAUGAAGCUUUGCAAACACUAUGCUCAGCUCCACCAUCUGAUGUCCUCAACUGUGAAAACUGGACCACUCUCUGUGAAAAACUGACCUCGUCUCUGUCCGAUCCAGAUCCUACAUUCACUGACCGGAUUCUAAAGUUCUAUGCACAGACUUUUACACUCUCGCCGUUACACAUGACCAAGGAAAUUUAUACAAGCUUAGCUAAAUAUCUGGAGUUAUACUUUCUUUCUAGAGAAAAUCACAUUCCCACUCUUUCAACUGGAGUAGAUAUAACCAGUCCGAAUGUGACCCGUUUACUGAAAAAGGUUCGCCUUCUGAAUGAAUAUCAGAAAGAGGUUCCAUCUUUUUGGAUUCGUCAUCCAGAGAAGUAUAUGGAGGAAAUUGUGGAGAGUACUUUGUCCCUGCUAUCAGUCAAACAUGAUCAAAGCCAUCUUGUCUCACAGAAGAUUUUGGAUCCCAUCUAUUUUUUUGCAUUAGUUGAUACUAAAGCUGUGUGGUUCAAGAAAUGGAUGCAUGCAUAUUACAGCAGAACUGCAGUCCUAAGACUACUUGAAAAGAAAUAUAAAUCUCUGAUAACUACGGCAGUUCAACAGUGUGUUCAGUACUUGGAAUUGUGUGAGGCUAUGAAAGCUGAUGAAAUUUUGGGACAUUCAAAGCAUUGUGGAAACAAGCAAAAAAAUUUCUACUACUCAGGACAAGAACUACAAUAUAUUUAUUUCAUUCACUCACUGUGCCUUUUAGGAAGAUUGUUGAUCUAUACACAAGGCAGAAAAUUAUUUCCCAUAAAGCUGAAGAAUAGAAAAGAUUCAGUAUCUCUCACAAAUCUGCUGGUUUUGUUUACUCAACUCAUCUACUAUUCACCAAGUUGUCCAAAGAUGACAUCAGUUGCGUAUUCAGAGAACUAUUCUCCUGCAAGCAUGGUGACUGACGUCCUGCGGAUCCUCUGCGACCAGAAAGAAUGUGCCAUUGAGUGCUUAUACAACAGCACUGUGACAGAGACCCUUCUCCAGCCCAUUCACAACCUGAUGAAAGGAACUGUGGCUGCUCCAGACUGCUCCGAAACAGCUUUAAUUCACAUAGCUGAUAUUUUGGCAAGAAUUGCUUCUGUAGAAGAAGGACUUAUUUUACUUCUUUAUGGAGAAAAUAUGAACUCUUCCGAAGAAGAGAGUCCUACAGGUGCGCAUAUCAUAGCCAAGUUUUCAAAGAAACUUCUUGAUGAAGAUAUUUCUAUUUUUUCUGGAUCGGAAAUGUUGCCUUUAGUUAAAGGAGCUUUUAUUUCUGUGUGUCGUCAAAUAUAUGGCACAUGUGAAGGCUUACAGGUGUUGCUUCCUUAUGGUUUACACGAAUCCAUAGCAAAGGCAUGGAAGAAGACAAGCUUGCUAUCGGAAAGGAUCCCCACUCCAGUAGAGGGCUCUGACUCGGUUUCCUCAGUGAGCCAGGAGUCUCCCAACAUUGUGGCUUGGGAAGACAAUUUGCUAGAUGAUUUACUCAGUUUUGCUGCCACUCCCAAAGGAUUGCUACUUCUUCAGAGAACAGGUGCCAUCAAUGAAUGUGUGACGUUUAUGUUCAACCAAUAUGCAAAAAAACUCCAGAUAAACAGGCAGAAGAAGUUUGACCAUGAAGUUUUGGUUGUACAGGUGGCAUCCACAGCAGCAGGGGCAGUAGCGCUACAAAAUUCAGGCUUCAUUAGUGCACUUAUAACUGAGUUAUGGUCCAAUCUUGAAUGUGGAAGAGAUGAUGUAAGGGUAACGCAUCCUAGAGCAACUCCAGUGGAUCCUAUUGACCGAAGCUGUCAAAAGUCUUUCCUAGCACUGGUGAACCUGCUGUCUUACCCUGCUGUGUAUGAGCUAACAGGCAAUCAAGAACUUCCCAAUAAAGCUGAAUAUUCUCUCCGGGAAGUUCCAACAUGUAUUAUUGAUAUAAUCGAUAGGCUAAUCAUUUUGAACUCUGAAGCUAAGAUUCGUUCUUUACUGAAUUAUGAACAAUCACACAUCUUUGGUCUAAGGUUAUUAAGUGUGGUGUGCUGUGAUCUGGAUGCUCUUCUCUUACUGGAGGCUCAGUAUCAAGUAUCCAACAUGUUACUACAUGCUCAGGAAGAAAAUACCUUUGAGAUCUCCGAGAACCACAGGGACUUUAUAAUUGAUGGCUUAUCAGUAGAGAGAAAUCAUGUUCUUGUAAGGAUUAAUCUCAUUGGUGGGCCCUUAGAGCGGAUUUUGCCUCCAAGGAUGCUUGAGAAGGGGGAUGACCCGUAUCCUUGGCCGAUGUUCUCGUCAUUUCCAUUGCCACACUGCUAUCUGCCAGAAGUCCCACGAAGUGCUGACGUAAAACAAGACAGUGAUAUCGGAAAGCUGUUAUCAUGCUUCAAAAUGUCUGAUAAGCAAACGGAGUGGAUAGAAAACUGCCGAAGACAGUUUUGUAAAACGAUGAAGUCCAAGCCUGAUGCAGUCAGUGGAGGUGCUUUAGGAGAACUACUUGAAAAAUUUGUGCUUCAUCUCACCGAAAAUCCCUCUGAGUGCUACUUCCCUUCCGUGGAAUAUACAGCUACUGAUGCAAAUGUGAAGAAUGAAAGUCUCUCAUCUGUGCAGCAGCUUGGCAUUAAAAUGACUGUCAGGUAUGGUAAGUUCCUCAACUUGUUAAAAGAUGGUGCGGAAAGUGACCUUGCCUUGGUCUUAAAGCACUGUGAGAGAUUCCUGAAACAACAGCAGUCACCGGUAACUUCUUCUCUUCUGUGCCUGCAAGGGAACUACACAGGCCAUGACUGGUUCGUGUCUUCUCUGUUCAUCAUCAUGCAAGGGGAUAAAGAGAAGACACUCCAUUUUCUUCAGCAUUUCUCCAGGCUUCUGACCUCUGCUUUCCUUUGGGUGCCAAGGCUGCAUAUUUCUAGGUACCUUCCCGUCGACACCGUUGAGACUGGCAUCCAUCCCGUCUAUUUCUGCAGCACUCACUACAUUGAAAUGCUGCUGAAGGCCGAGGUGCCCCUUGUGUUUUCAGCUUUCCACAUGUCUGGCUUUGCGCCAUCACAGAUUUGCCUACAAUGGAUAACUCAGUGUUUUUGGAAUUACUUGGAUUGGAUAGAAAUAUGCCAUUAUAUUGCUACUUGUGUUGUCCUUGGUCCUGAUUAUCAAGUGUAUGUCUGCAUAGCUGUUCUCAAACAUCUGCAGCGAGACAUUCUCCAGCACACCCAGACUCAAGAUCUACAAGUAUUUCUCAAAGAAGAAGCACUACGGGGGUUUCGAGUGAGCAACUAUUUUGAAUACAUGGAGAUUUUGGAGCAAAACUACCGGCCAGUGGUGCUGAGAGACAUGCGUAGCAUUAGAGUGCAGAACACUUAGACCACGAGGGGCACUCUAAAGUUACGUUUUAUUCCUCGUUAAAGGCGACAAGGCGACUUGAUUGUGUUCUGUCCACAUCGGUAGCGUGCUUUGUGUGUCCAUGCAUUGUACAUGAGUACUGAGAGGUUUUGAACAGAAUAUAUUCAUGUUGCUGUUUGCUCA